This is a messenger RNA of Exaiptasia diaphana, 1323 nucleotides long. RefSeq names its product unconventional prefoldin RPB5 interactor 1. Gene Ontology annotation, biological process: negative regulation of phosphatase activity; negative regulation of transcription by RNA polymerase II. The record is from RefSeq and is a predicted model, not a curated record. NCBI's taxonomy places the organism in Eukaryota, Metazoa, Cnidaria, Anthozoa, Actiniaria, Aiptasiidae. The transcript is spliced from 8 exons. Gene Ontology annotation, molecular function: chromatin binding; phosphatase inhibitor activity; transcription corepressor activity. Bases 176 to 1222 code for a protein of 348 amino acids.
GCUGUCGCAGAAUUACAAGAWAGGCUWUCAUCAUGGUCAGUUGCUACAACUUUUCAAAUAGUGAUGUUAAUGCUUAAUUCUGUAUAAAGCUUACCACGAGAAAUCAUUUCAAAGUGAGUACAAGUCUCUAGAAGAAACRUUAAAGUUUCUGCCUGGCAAGGUCAGCCAUGAUGUCAUGGUACCAUUUGGAUCUCUUGCUUUCAUGCCAGGAAAACUUAUCCAUACCAAUGAAAUUCUUGUUCUUCUUGGAGAUAAYUGGUUUGCAGAGAGAUCAGCUUCACAAGCAGUUGACAUUGUCAAAAGACGACAGCAAUCCAUCAAUGAGAACAUCAGGGCAAUCAAUAAUGAAAUAGACUUUUUCACAUCACAAAUAAAGUUUACUCAGGAUAUAAAUGCUAUGAAUAAGGGUCAAAAUGAAAUUGUAGAAAUCAAGGAAGAAUUGCAAGAAGUUUCAGGACCUGGUCGAGGACCAAGRGUAGCUCAUAAAAAGUCCAAAGACUUUGCACYGAARAGAGUAAAGAAAUUUGARUCACAUAGUCUGAGAGAKAACCUCUCUUCUCAGGACAAAGACUUAUUUGCUAAACUUGACAAACUUGAAGCUCAAGAACGAAUCAAUGAAGAAUUGAAUUCAACUGAGUUUAAUGAAGAAGAUCAAAUAGACAUUGACAAUAAACAUAUUACAAAUACCAAUGAAACACAGUGCAAAGAUAGUGAAGCAAGCUCUGGUGUUAGUUUUUCCCAUGAAAUCAAGACUGAGAGUGACGAUAGUGAUGAUAGUCAAGGUUAUGAAGAUUUAUAUGCAAACAAAACUAUUAGAGUCAAUUUUACAAAACUGAAAGAAGAAACUGCAAAAUUGUCAUUUACUCAAGACUCGAUAAAUACGCCAAUAGACAUUUACAACAAAAUCAAGCAAAAACCCAAAUCAAUCCUCAAAACACCAAGUUUUGAGAAAGAAAUUCAAGAAAAACCUAAAUCUAUUCUUAAAACACCAAGUUUUGAACUAGAAUCCCAAGAACAGACAACAAGUUCUUUACACCAACCACUUCAUAAUGAACUACAACUGCCUUCUACAUCACAAAGUUAUGAGGAAAAACCAAAUGUUCUAAUGGCUUUCUCAGGGAAAAUAAUAGACAGGACAACAAACAAUGUAGAAUCCAUAUCUCAGGCAACCAAAUCAGAACCUAAACGAGUUUCAAAGUUUAAAGCCCAAAGGAAAAAAUAAAAUUAUGUAUGUUAAAUGAUAAAUGAAAUAAUUUGUAAUUGUUGUCUUGUAAGACACUCUUAUUGCUUUUUUUCCUUAUUUUAUUAGGAAAAAGGUUUUAA